UUCUUCACGCUAUUCGAGUCGAAGACCUUAUCUCUGGUAUACCUCUUGUGGCGGGCCUUCCAUCGGAUCCAUGCGUUCAAACCGACGGCCAGUAAAGCGGGAAACUCUGAGAUCUAUUUGGUGUGCAUUGGAUUCAACGCGAGUCCAGAGUUGGCGACAAUUAGCGCCAGAAUUGUGGCUAAUUGUGGAUCCGAUGGCAGUGAUGGUCAGCACUGUAUUAGUCGAUCACUGCUGGCGUCGCAGCCAUUCAUUGGCAAAGUGGAGGAAUGUGUCCAAUAUUUUAUCGACAAUCAGAUAUCUGUUAUCGAAAGCAAUUUGAAGACAUUUAAGACAAUGAGUGAUCAACAGAGACAGCAACUGAUGGCUAGGAAUCGCAAACGACUCAACGAUUUGCUGAACAAUAGCCAGAGUUAUAGCCAUCGAAAGCGUAAUGAUUUCUACACUAAUAUACUGAACUCAAAGUUUUGCGACUUAUCGGCGAUUAUAGCCUAUAAUAAGUGUCUGAAUAAUAAGGAAAAUAGUGACACGAAAGAAAUGCUCCAAAAACUAGUCUCUAGUAUAGAGUCGACCGAAUUGUUCGCUAAAAUCAUCUCAAUUUGCGAUAAAAAUAGCGAUAAUUUUGUCACACAAUUGGCGUAUUUGUUAACAAACGGACAAAACGUGGAAAUCAUUAACGAUUUAAACGAAAUGCCAUCAAAAGGGGCGCAAAAAUCGCGAAACAUUUACAUAUUGAACGCUUUGAAGACAUUUAGCUUUGAGUUGAUUAGCGAGAAGUCAGUAGUCGUUGAACUCAUCGCACAAUACAUUCAAUUGAAUGCAUUUAUCGGCGAAAAUGAUUUACUUGUCAUUCAAAUCGGUUUCUCAUUGACUCGUCUCAUGUGCGCCACUCUUCACACCAUUGCAAACACAUAUGAAUACUAUUCAGUGGUUCCCAGUAUUGGGUCAAUGGAUGGGACGGAGUGUAGACACGGAUUAGUCUGUCUUUUUCACACUAAACGACAUGAAGUGCGCAAACAGACUACCGGUGCUUACCGUGAGAGUGAGGAAAUGUUUGCACACGUAUUGAGCCAAUUAAACGGUGGCGAAGACACUGACGGCACCGGUAGGGCUAGUAGUGGAUCGUUAGUCGAAAUAAUAUCAGUUCCACUCCUGAUGUCAGACGCUAUACAACGCGAACACCAUUCAAAUGAUUGA
Messenger RNA from Oppiella nova, 1194 nucleotides. The record is from the annotation of a GenBank genome assembly. NCBI's taxonomy places the organism in Eukaryota, Metazoa, Arthropoda, Arachnida, Sarcoptiformes, Oppiidae.